This is a messenger RNA of Zychaea mexicana, 1740 nucleotides long. RefSeq lists its product as uncharacterized. Gene Ontology annotation, molecular function: protein binding. Lineage: Eukaryota; Fungi; Mucoromycota; Mucoromycetes; Mucorales; Lichtheimiaceae. The transcript has 2 exons. Gene Ontology annotation, cellular component: SCF ubiquitin ligase complex. Bases 1 to 1740 code for a protein of 579 amino acids. Gene Ontology annotation, biological process: SCF-dependent proteasomal ubiquitin-dependent protein catabolic process. The record is from RefSeq and is a predicted model, not a curated record.
AUGCCAUUUCUCAAGACGCCUGAAGAAAUCACAAGCACAUCCACUACGGAUCGCAUGUCGCAAGAUCGUCAACACGAAAAUGGUCAACUCAACAUUCACACCUUACCCGCUCGCGAAGAAGAGUUUGUAAAAGACGAGUACGAAGACGAAGACGAAGACGACUUUGAGAACGAAUGUGGACCUUUGCGCAAGCGUGUCGAUUUUCUCGCGCGACUCCCCUACGAGGUUGUCGAUAUGAUCAUCAGCGAACUAUCUAUAAACGAGCUUUUAGUUUGUUUGGAUGUCAGUCCAAAGUGGCAAGAACUGUUGGUGGAAAAAAGACAGCAUAUUUGGCGUGAGGUUACUUUGGACCAUGAAAAUUACCAGAGUGUCUCACAACUGAAUCUUAUUGGCAAGCAUAUACGAAAAUACUGUCUUUAUUUCGCUUGCCAGGAAAUACUGGAUGGAACUGUCGACCAAAUUCUCUCUGGGUCUAUGAAUAAGCUGGAAUCAUUAGCUUGGGAUUGCUCCGAUUUCAGCGGCCGGGAUGUCAUAAAGUGCGUAACGCUUCUGCAGGGUUCCUUGACAAACCUAGAACUGGUUACUACUCAGGAUACGCGCUAUCUAUUACCGUUCGAUUGUCCAAGCUUGCCAUCUAUCCUAAACGCAUGCCCAACUUUAGAAAGGAUUAAAGUCUCACUUCAUUCGAGCGAAAUUCAAAGUAACCAUCUUAAAAUACCACGAGGCUCGAAGCUUAAAUAUCUGCAUUGGAACUCUGGAGAAAGCAUGACGUUACAAGAAGCAGAAGACAUACUUGACGCUUGUCCAUCCCUGGUAUAUCUCAAUAUCGGCUGUUUGGAUGGUCCUGUUCCCCUUUCCGCCUUCCGAACAAAAUGUCCAACAAGCUUAAGCUAUUUACACGUGGAUACCGGCAAAUCCAGUAGCUAUGGUUGGUCCUGCGGUACCGACUCUAAUUUAUCCGUGAAUGGAUUACAAUCGUUAAGCACAUGCUGCAUCAACAAUGAAGACUGGGAAGAACUCCAAACAGUGACUCUAAUGGAUCAAAGCACCUUACAAGAUAUGACCGUUUGCCACAAUGAUUCUUUUGACCUCGGCGGUCUAUUGAAUAUCUUCAAGGGACCACAGGUCUCAUUGCGAUACACGCAUAUUUAUUGGCGACAACGCGCUGUAAUUAUUGCUACAACGAAGAACAUCUCACCCGGAGAAAAUGAUGAAACGUCGCCAAGUGGGGUCAUAACAUCUGCUUUUGAAAGAUGCCAUAAAGACCGACAUAUUCCAUGGUUCAUCAACAGCCUCGAAUCUAACGCUCAUGCCAGGAAGGUGUCAAAGCUAAGCUUCUACAACUGUGGCACAAUCGACUGGCACAUACCGCAGCUUUUACAACUGCCAUCACUACAAGAGCUCUAUUUUGACGGCUAUGGGAAGGAGAUUGGAGCAGUGGCUGGUAUUAUCGAUAAAUUAUGUAGCCCUUCGUCAACGCCACGACUUAGACAUCUUUACUUGGGCCCGGUACAAGGAUUAACUGACAAAGUAGUCCCAAGAUUUGCGCAUAUUCGUGGGCUCAAACACCUCACUUUGUCAGGAUGCAGCGAGAUUACAGAUGAAGGCAUUUAUAGCCUCGCAAACAUUGACUCAGAUCUGGAGGAGCUUUCUCUACUGAAUUGCUUAAACGUCACUCCACAAGCUAUAAAAUAUAUCAACCAGCAGUUAGAGCGACGAAAACAACAGAUGUAUAUGUAA